Molecule: messenger RNA, 1892 nt
Organism: Volvox carteri f. nagariensis
Lineage: Eukaryota; Viridiplantae; Chlorophyta; Chlorophyceae; Chlamydomonadales; Volvocaceae
Exons: 12
Coding region: 153-1892 (579 amino acids)
Molecular function (GO): zinc ion binding; 5-methyltetrahydropteroyltriglutamate-homocysteine S-methyltransferase activity
Source: RefSeq, a predicted model, not a curated record
CAAGGAAGUGUGUCCAAGCGAAGUGCAACGCCGCCGCUGCCAACAGCGGCCGACAGCAGCAGUCAGACGCGAAUCUGGGGGGCGCUGUCACCCCGGAGGCGCCUGAGGCGCGCAAUGCUGCCAACGCUUUUGAGGAGCUGCACUCGUCCUUCAUGUCAAUGCUUGUGAGGGUGAUACGGGGCCAGCUGGAGAGCAGCGUUUACGAGGACCAAUGCCGCAGUUUGCUGGGGACGGGAUCCUAUGAGCUGUUCACGCUGGACAAGCUCUCGGCAAAGAUCGUCAAGCACAUGCAACUGAUGCUGCAGGACGAGACGACCACCAAGCUUUGGGAGUUAUACAAGUACGAGCGUUCGCGGACGCUUCCCAUCCACACUACGUUGUACCAUGUGAACUGCCAUGCGGUCUUAACGGACGACCCAUGCUUCCGCAUUGCUUACAAUACCGGGAACUCGACACUCACCAUUACGCUCGUCGAACCCGACAAGGCACCGGAGGCGUUGGGCAACGCGGCGGAGGGCUACGUGACGGAUUAUAUCAAGAGUUACGUUAGCACGCCGACCCCGUGCCCCCCAACGGAGUGCCAGCUAUAUCUGAAGCGCAACCUGUCGCAGCGGGCACGUCAGGGUCCGGAUGCUGAGCUUGUAGAGGUGCUCCGGUCCGUGGCUAUCUUCAACGGUCUGGAAUGCAAAAUCAGCUGUACGACAUCCAAGGUGUCGUACGUGCUGGACACCGAGGACGUGAUGUGCCGCAAGCUGCAACAGCGCCGCUCGGAGACGGACAGCCAGAAGCAGCUGCGUUCCGACCGCUUCACGCGCUGGUUAGAUGAGCGUACAGCAAUACGCAGCGAGGUUCUGGAUACGAUUUCGUGGCUCGGAGUCAUUCCGCCCCGGUUCAAGGCGGGUGUGCACAUCCACCUAGUCACCUACUAUGACGAUUUGGGCUCCGCCUACCCGUGGGCCAUACGGCUGCCUGUUCAGAUCAUCACUAUUGACUUCCUGGGCUCGCCCGGGGCCAGCGUGCCCAGCCAGACCAUGAACCUGAUCAGGCCCACGGCUGGGCGUGGUCGAUGUGCGUUCCAUCCGUACGAGGUCCGGGAGCUGCAAGUGCAGAUGGGGGCGUUCCCCACCACCAUCAUCGGCUGCUUUCCGCAGACAGCAGAAGUCCGAUGGAUUUGUCAGCAGCUCAGGAGGGCCAAGUUAUUCGGGGUCGAGUACGAGCAACUGAUCACGGGACGAAUCGCCGGCAAUGUGUGGCUGGGCGGCAUGUGCUUUACCACCUCGGGCUGGGUGCAGAGCUACGGCAGCCGCUACGUACGGCCGCCAGUCAUCAUGUCCGACACUGAGUUCCAGGGCUCAAUAACGAUGUGGGAGUGCCCGGAUGUGCUGACAAUCGAAAACUCCCGGUCCGACAACGCCAUGACCGCCGCGUUGGCGGCGACUGGAUACAGCCGCGACAUCAGGCCGGUGGUGUACGACGUCCACAGUCCUGAGGUGCCGUCCGAGGGGUUCAUCGGAUCGCGGAUUAGGUACGCUCUACGGCGAAGUAAGUUCAACUGGCAGGCCCAGGCUCGUAUGGAUGUUGGUAUCCCUUGGGAUGGGGUCUCAACGCUGUCGCUGCUGCUGGUGUCCGGACGAGGCUGGGCAGAGACGGGGCCUCGCCUCAAGAUGCGCGGCUGGGCAGAGACCGUUGCUGCGCUGCGCAACAUGGUGACGGCUGCAGUGCAGGUCCGUAGCGAUCUGGCGGUGCAGCAACAGAACGACAUCGCCGGCAAGAAGCUGGCACCCGCGCCGGUGUCGGCAGCGGAGACCUGUCCACAGCCGGCAGCAGCCCGACCCGCCGGCUGCUAUGACUGCUGCCACCCACGAUAUGAGGUCAGGAGACUUGUGAGCUAA